Molecule: messenger RNA, 2636 nt
Organism: Ictalurus furcatus (blue catfish)
Lineage: Eukaryota; Metazoa; Chordata; Actinopteri; Siluriformes; Ictaluridae
Gene: smad7
Product: SMAD family member 7
Exons: 5
Coding region: 957-2204 (415 amino acids)
Biological process (GO): regulation of transcription by RNA polymerase II; cell differentiation; SMAD protein signal transduction
Cellular component (GO): heteromeric SMAD protein complex
Molecular function (GO): I-SMAD binding; transcription regulator inhibitor activity
Source: RefSeq, a predicted model, not a curated record
CUAGACAACCACGUGACCGGCCGGGGAGGGGGGGCGCCGCCAAUGCCCACUGGAGAGAGAGAGAGAGAGAGAGAGAGAGAGAGAGAAGGCGCUUGAGCUCCUCUGUUCAUUCCCGGUUCUUGAAGCGCACAGACCGCAUCGCCGUGUCUUUUGUCGCGGCUCGGAAACUUUACGCGCGGCGCUUUUUGCUUUACUGCUCGAUUAUUAUUUUGUGUGUGUGUGUGUAUGCUUGUUUAUUUUUUUUUUUUACAUUUACAGGAUAAAUCCUGUACUUUGACCGGAAGACUGCAGACAUUAUAUCCUCACUGAAUUCUCAUUUCUUCCAGCAUUUCACAGUCGGGUUGAUUUUUUUUUUUUACUCCCCCAAGCUUUUUUGGCUGGAUUUACCGGAGCCUCCCCGACCUCCUCUAAUUCGGAUCUGCUUCAAGCUCUGAACAUUUGUAUUUCCCCGAGACAUGCUCGGGUCACACAGCCAUGCUGGUUAAAUCUUCACAUGGACUGUCUUGGUGGACGAGAACGGAAAGGCGCACGGACAGCAGAUCUUAGAGUCAGGUCGAGGAUGGUGUGUGGAUUUACAGCGCACAGACACCGGCGCGACUUCAGUGUCUAACGGAAGUUUAUUAUUAUUAUUAUUAUUAUUAUUAUUAUUAUUAUUAUUACAUCAAUUCAUAUGAAUACCCCAUUGGAACAGGUUGGGGUGUAGAAUAUAGGCUGUUCAGGAUAGCCUGUGUGUAUAUAUAUAUAUAGGCUAUAUUUUUUCUCUGCUGCUUAGUUUGUGGGUGGAAAACCGAAUUAAAAGACUGGCGUAUGGUACAGAUUGCCUUUGCUGCUCCCAGCUUUUGCACCGUCUCUCGGACUGCGCGGCGCCGCCUGGCCUCGGAUCCCGGGACCUACUUCAUGAUUUGCGGACGCCAUGCUCGUUCUUUAGCCGGGAGACCCUCUGCACGUCGUCGCGCAUGUUCAGGACCAGACGGUCGGGGCUCGUCCGGCGACUCUGGAGGAGCCGCGCGCCCGUCGACGGCGACGGGGAGGAGGCGGCGGACGCCGGGACGCACGGCGCGGGAGGAAGCGGAAGAGGAAACGGAAGCUUGUGCAUGGGCAAAGCGACCAAGGCCGCCGGUGGUGGUGGCGGCGGCGGCGGUGGCGGCGGUGGUGCGAGUGCGGAGGCCGAACUGAAGGCGCUCACGCACUCGGUGCUGAAGAAGAUCAAGGAGAAGCAGCUGGAGGUGCUGCUGCAGGCCGUGGAGUCGAAGGGCGGAGCGCGGAGCCCGUGCCUCAUGCUGCCCGGCCGAGUGGACGCGUACUCGCUCCCGCUGCUGCUCUUUAAGGUUUUCCGCUGGCCAGACCUCCGACACUGGUCGCAGUUAAAGCGGUUGCCGUGCUGUGAAUCCUACGGGAAGAUUAACCCGGAGCUCGUGUGCUGCAACCCGCACCAUAUGAGCCGCCUGUGCGAACCCGAAUCCCCUCCUCCUCCGUACUCCCGAUAUCCAGUGGACUUACUUAAGUCACCCGAUUCUCCGGGCUCUACACCUGCUUCCACUGAAACUGGGGGAACGAUACAUUCAGCCCCUGUGGGGUUUUCAGCAGGGUGUCCUGAUGCCCACGCUCGAGCUGACACACACGGGGAAGAAGGGAAGAAGAGGAAAAGCAAGAAUGAACGGAGAAAUUCCCAAGGUCUUCAGGAGUGUGGUGAGCACGAGCACUGGUGUGUGGUGGCGUACUGGGAGGAGAAGACGCGCGUCGGCCGCCUCUAUUCGGUCCGCGAGCCAUCGCUGGACAUCUUCUACGACCUACCUCAGGGCACGGGCUUCUGCCUGGGCCAGCUGUGCUCGGAGAGCCGCAGCGCACUCGUGCACAUGGUGCGGCCCAAAAUCGGCUACGGCAUCCAGCUGAGCCGCGAGGCCGACGGCGUGUGGGUGUACAACCGCAGCCGAUACCCCAUCUUCAUCAAAUCAGCCACGCUGGAUGACCCUUCAUCACGAACUCUGCUCGUGCACAAGGUUUUCCCCGGGUUCUCCAUCAAAGCCUUCGACUACGAGAAGGCCAAGAGCCUGCAGAGACCCAACGACCAUGAGUUCAGCCAUCAGCCGCGUGCCGGAUUCACCGUGCAGAUCAGCUUCGUCAAGGGCUGGGGUCAGUGCUACACCAGACAGUUCAUCAGCAGCUGCCCCUGCUGGCUCGAACUCAUCUUCAAUAACCGAUAGCCACAAGCCCCGCCCACUUCCCCCUUCCUUGACCACCAUGGACACGGACUGGCCCUGACCUCGUUUGGGACUUAUUUGCUAUUCUUAUUUUUUUUCUUUUUUUUUGUGACAGAGUGAGAAAAAAAGUUCUCCAGAAGAUUUUACGAAAGAAGAGAGAGAGAGAGUUAAAAAGAAGAAAGUAAGGAAAACCCAUGACGGGUUUUUAUUAAAGACUUUAAAAGAUUUAAUUAAGUGAAAUAAAGGUUCAAAUGUAUUGUUAUAUAUAAAUAUAUUAUUACUUGUAAAUACGAAGACGUUUUAUAUGCAUCGUUAUUUAUGUAUUGUGCAGUGUGUUGAUAGAAAUAGAAAAGAUGCACUUUGCUUAAUAUAAAUGCACACCGGAGAAAUGCCAAAAUUAAAAAAAAAAAAAAAAAAAGUAACAAAUCUAAUUUA